CAACCUCAAAUGUGACUCCUCUAAGAAGAGGCGACGAGGACGCAAAUCCCCUUCAAAGGAGGUUUCACACAUCACAGCCGAGUUUGAGAUGGAGAUAAAGGAGGAGGAAGCCUCAGACUCAUGUAACGUGGAGUGUAUGCGUGACAGAAUGAAGCAGAAACUGCAGAGUGCCAUGCGAACGCUCAGGAAAUCUAUCAACAAACAGCAGUUCUACAUCCAAUUCUCAGGCACUGAGUACGAGGUGGCUCAGAAACAGUCACGAUUACCAGAAGGCGCUGAGCCCUGCAGCACAGGACAAGUCCUACAAGGUGGAAAGUGUGUGAGCUGUGGUUUGGGCACAUUCUACAGUGGAGAGCAUGAGCAGUGCGUUCAAUGUCCUCCCGGAACAUACCAGGACACAGUUGGUCAGCUGUCUUGUGAGCCGUGUCCCAGUACUGAUGGACAGGGCAUUGCUGGAGCUAAGAAUGUAUCGCAGUGUGGAGGUGACUCACCAUAUUAUGUUCGUUUCACAAUGUUUACCUUUGAAAAUGUACUUUAUAGACCUUUUAAAGAUGAACUGAGGUCAGACUUUGCAAAUUUCUAUCUGCUCCAUCUGAUACUAAGGAUUGGUAAUG
Messenger RNA from Cynoglossus semilaevis (tongue sole), 614 nucleotides. RefSeq names its product signal peptide, CUB and EGF-like domain-containing protein 1. The record is from RefSeq and is a predicted model, not a curated record. The annotation marks the transcript as partial. The transcript is spliced from 3 exons. Gene Ontology annotation, biological process: signal transduction. Gene Ontology annotation, cellular component: cell surface. Lineage: Eukaryota; Metazoa; Chordata; Actinopteri; Pleuronectiformes; Cynoglossidae.